Molecule: messenger RNA, 1603 nt
Organism: Mytilus trossulus (common blue mussel)
Lineage: Eukaryota; Metazoa; Mollusca; Bivalvia; Mytilida; Mytilidae
Exons: 2
Coding region: 18-596 (192 amino acids)
Cellular component (GO): membrane
Source: RefSeq, a predicted model, not a curated record
AACUUAUCUAUACCACAAUGUCUGGAUCAAUACCGAGUCUGUCAGCAGUCAGUAAUAACAAAGUCCAUUCUACAGAAUCACCAACCGCAUGGGGAACCAAACCUAAACAACCUAAGAAUUUAUCGGUGCUUGCUUUCAUAGUUACAGUUUUAUUUAAUCACAUAUGUGGAUUCUUUGCAUACCAUUUCAACGUUUCAGCAAAGCACAGUUGGCACCUCCAUGAUUACAAAAAGGCGAGACGUCAUUCCAAAUACUCGGUUGCUCUGGUCAUUCUUGGUAUACUCAUUGGACUAGCUACGUAUGCUCUAGCAUUCUCUCUAUAUUUCACUCUACAUGGAGACAAAACUUGUCCAGUUGGACAGUCAAAUAACAAUAACUCAGGAAUAAACAACAACAAUCUACAAACAAAAUGCUGUCAGCAUAAUUCAAGUAAUCCGUUUAAUAACCCAACUAAAGGUUCCCGAAUAUUGCAAUUGCCUACUACAAAAAUUGAACUAUAUUGUGCAACAUCCGGAGAUGGACCGAUAUAUCCGGAUCAGAACUUAAAAUAUGCUAGUUGUUGUUCUCAUUUGGGCUGUAGGUUUGGGGCCAAAUAAUUCAGCAUUGCUCAUGAAAAAAGAAGUAUGUUAAUAUAUGGGAAAAAAUAUGAAUAAAAGAAAGAAAAAAAAACACUUAUAUAGCGAUUAAAUGCACCACCGAAAGUUUACCUCAACGACAAUAAGAAGCCAUAACAAGAAAAAAAAAAGAAAGACGUAGUCUAUAUCUCUCGAAUCAACAGACUUUUCUCCUUAAUAGAAAUAUAGAAAUAUAGAUCAACGUUCACAUACUACUUAGUUAAUCAGACUUGUCUCUAUUUACUAUACAUAUGUUUAUCCACGGGUCCAUACUAUCUUUGAUUAGAUUUUUCUCCUAUUUAACUCUAUACAAAUGUAUAUCAACAGGCCCAUACUACUCAGAUCAACAGACUUUUCUCCUAUUUAACUCUAUACAAAGGUAUCUAUUUAACUCUAUACAAAAGUAUAUCAACAGGUGCAUUCUACUCAGAUCAAUAGAUCUUCAUCCUAUGUAACUCUAUACAAAUGUACAUCCUUACUUGGAUGGAGAGUUGUCUCAUUGGCACUCACACCACAUUUUCCUAUAUCUAUCAACGGGUCUUUAAAAGUCGUUUCUAAAGAAAACCAUGGAGUAGAUAACAGCCGAAGGCCACCUAUGGGUCUGCAAUGUAGCGAGAAACUCCAGCACUCGGAGGCGUCCUUCGGCUGGGCCCUUGAAAAAUGUGUAUACUAGUACAAUGAUAAUGGACGUCAUACGAAACUCCGAAUUAUACACAAGAAACUAAAAUUAAAAAUCAUACAAGACUAACAAAGGCCAGAGGCCCAUACUACUCAGAUCUACAGAUUUAUCUCCUAUUUAAUUAACUCUAAACAAAAGUAUAUCCACAGGUCCAUACCACUCAGAUCAACACACUUUUCUCCUUUUUAACUCCAUAUGAAUGUAUACUAACGGGUCUUUUCUACCUCAGAUCAAUAGAUCUUCAUCCUAUGUAACUCUAUACAAAUGUACAACAACGGGUCUUUAAAAGUCGUUUCUAAAGAAUUUCAAC